Molecule: messenger RNA, 1072 nt
Organism: Nymphaea colorata (pocket water lily)
Lineage: Eukaryota; Viridiplantae; Streptophyta; Magnoliopsida; Nymphaeales; Nymphaeaceae
Product: cysteine-rich receptor-like protein kinase 10
Exons: 4
Coding region: 19-933 (304 amino acids)
Biological process (GO): protein phosphorylation
Molecular function (GO): ATP binding; protein kinase activity
Source: RefSeq, a predicted model, not a curated record
UCUUUAUUUCGAUUUCUCAUGUUUAGCUGCUUUCAAGUUAGUGCCAAAGAAGAGAUGACAUCUUUGUUCGUUGCUGGGCAGGGAAAAUUGCCAAACGGACAGGAAAUAGCAGUAAAAAGGCUUUCUGCGAACUCUGGACAGGGAGCAACAGAAUUCAAGAAUGAGGUGCUCCUGGCUGCAAAGCUCCAGCACAGGAACCUGGUUAGGAUUCUCGGAUGCUGUUUGGAAAGGCAAGAAAAGAUGCUUAUAUAUGAGUAUGUGCCCAAUAGCAGCCUCGACAAAUUUCUCUUUGAUCCAAUAAAACGUGAGCUGCUGGAUUGGCGGACAAGCAUGAACAUCAUCACGGGAAUAGCAAGAGGCCUUCUCUACCUUCAUGAGGAAUCUCAAACUAAGGUUAUACACAGGGACUUGAAACCCAGCAACAUCUUACUGGAUGAAAGGAUGAGUCCCAAGAUCGCAGACUUUGGCAUGGCAAGGAUUUUUGGGUUGGAUCAAACUGAAAGUAAUACUAGCAGGAUUGCUGGGACAUAUGGGUACAUGUCACCAGAGUAUGCAUUAUAUGGUGUAAUCUCUGAGAAGUCAGACGUUUACAGCUUCGGAAUCAUUGUCUUGGAAAUUUUGAGUGGGAAGAAAACUACUUUCAAUCAAUCAGAUACUACCGAAGACCUUCUUGGCCAGAGCUGGAAACUUUGGAGAGACAACAGAGCACUGGAGUUGGUAAACUUCAAGUUGGCCACAUCAAGCGAAAGAAAUGAAGCAUUGAGGUGCAUUCAUGUUGGCCUGCUAUGCGUUCAGGAAGAUCCAGCAGCAAGACCAACAAUGUCCUUAAUCCUUCACAUGCUUAAUAAUGUCAACAUGACAUUUCCCCUGCCUUCUCCUCCAGCACUGUUUGGACAAAGCAGCUACGCGUCAAGCAUUACAGCAACCAGAUAGCACAAAGAGUUGGUCAACACCACGGACAAAAAAAUGAGGUUGUGGUCAAUGGGUUUUGAAGUUUCAACCUCAUCGAGCAUGAUGACUGGCUUGAUGUCAGGGGUGCAUCGCAGUGAAAUGGUUUAUUUUCAAAUGAAAA